Messenger RNA from Spathaspora passalidarum NRRL Y-27907, 1668 nucleotides. RefSeq lists its product as uncharacterized. Gene Ontology annotation, cellular component: nucleus. The transcript has 2 exons. The record is from RefSeq and is a predicted model, not a curated record. Gene Ontology annotation, biological process: regulation of transcription by RNA polymerase II. Gene Ontology annotation, molecular function: DNA-binding transcription factor activity, RNA polymerase II-specific; RNA polymerase II transcription regulatory region sequence-specific DNA binding. Bases 557 to 1600 code for a protein of 347 amino acids. NCBI's taxonomy places the organism in Eukaryota, Fungi, Ascomycota, Pichiomycetes, Serinales, Debaryomycetaceae.
AAUAUAAACCUAAAAGAUUUAAAACAAAGAACUACGGUAAAAAUAAAAAAAAGAAAGAAACAACGAGGGGGAUCAGGUUCCAUUUAUGAAGAACUAACCGCAAUUGCUAAUUUUCCCUAGGAUACACUUGAUCAAGCGGCAGUCAUUUUAGUUUUCAGGAUUCAAGUAUUUAUAAAUCCAAAAAAAUCCACAAUUUUUCUAUUAUUUGAAAUAUUCAUUUACAUCGAGUUUCGAAAAUUACUCCCUACUAGUUUAUGCAUUAAACGAAACUACUCCCCUUUGCAUUACUACCAUCUAUUUGUUUCAUUGUUACCAAGAGAACCGUUGAAAACCCGAUCAACAACAACAACAACAACAGCAACAGCAACCGUCACAACAACAACAACAACACACAACAUUCCCACGGUAUUCACCUCUGCAAAGACAUUCAGUUGUAACUAAUCACAAUCAGCCGCCUGUUUUACGCUCACAACAUUUGGAUCUUCCAUCACCAGUAAUACCGUCGCUACCAUCCUCUAUUCCUGCGCCCCCACCACCGCUCUUGCGAUCUUAUGAUAUGCGUUCCAUGGGUAUCUUUGCUAAUCCUACUACUCCCGCAUAUUCGUCAUCUACACUCCAACCAGGACCAAUAUUAGGAUCUUCGCCACCUACCAAACGACCAAGGUCGGAAAGUUCAUACACUUCACCACAACCAAACAUGAGUUAUACUCGAGGAUCGGGUAAUGAUCACCAGUCACAACAACAGCAACAGCAACAGCAACAAUCUUCUGAGCCAGAGAAUGAAGACCAAAGAUUCUUAAGAUUAGCCAGGGAUGCCCUUGUAGCUACUGCUCAAGGCGUCCUGGGUCAGAAUAACCAGUUAGUUGAUCCUACAAUUUCAGACUUGUUAACUAGAUUACAAUAUGCUAGCUCACCCCAUGGUAAUCCUAUUUCUCAACUGGAGAAAAUUAGAGCAGACAAUGAAGGGAAACUCAUGAUACAGGGAUUCUAUUCCCAGUUUCCUAACUUAAGUAACGAUAUAUUUACUGGAAGUCCUAAUAGACCAAAAGAAGACAAUUAUGGUCACCAACCACAGUCUGUUCACAACCCCCUGGGGGACGAAGAAGGGUGGAAUUUCCUUAUUGGAGAUUCUACCAGAACUUCCACAUUAAUGGAACAAACUAGCUCUGGGUCACGAUCACAGCUGAUUUCAAUCUCGAGAAAACUGAGUACUACAGGUGACUCUGACAAUCCUGCUCGGAAAUUCCUUUGUGAUAAAUGCUCAAUGUCAUUUAGAAGGUCUUCUGACUUGAAACGUCACGAAAAGCAACAUUUGAGUAUUCCUCCGAAUAUUUGCGAGUUAUGUGGUAAGGGAUUUGCCAGAAAAGACGCCUUGAAAAGACACAUGGGUACUUUGACAUGUAAAAGAAAUUCAGAAAAGAAGUUGUAUAUUGAUAACUUGAAUUACUUAGGCAAACGAGGUGGUCAAAUUGAGGAAGAAGAAGACGAUGAUGAUGACAAUGAAGAAGAGGUAGACAACGAGGAAGAUAGACGUGAAGGUUCUUCUAAUCAAUUUAGCAGAUAUGACCCUCAUAAUCCUAGACUGGAUUGGCCAAUUUAGCUUUUCUUUCACUUCAUUUAUUUAGCUUGAUUUUUUAGUUUUGGAAAUGUAUAAUUAUUUUUGGUGUG